AUGCUCUCCUUUUCUGCAUCAAACCUUUGUCACCUCCUGCUUCUGAGCCUCUACGGAGCUACAACAACCCUAGCCUAUGAUGCCGCGCCAACAGCAAUCAUCGAUGCUGGUGUCUUGAUAGGAAAGACCACCUCACUGCCCGUCGCAUUAGGACCAGUGAACCAGUUCCUCGGUGUCCCAUUUGCGCAGUCACCACCAGAGAGGUUUUCCGCACCACAAGCCCCAGCUCGGUUCCGCAAACCCAUCAAUGCUACAGCAUGGAAACCAGCUUGUAUCCAGCAAUUUCGAUAUCCGUUAGCAAGUUCGCAGGUGACCCAGCAGAUCUUCAACAAUCCGCGACCAGUCGAAUCGGAGGACUGCUUGUAUCUCAACGUAUAUGCGCCGUCUACUCCAGCAGGCGGUGCCGGCAGAGCUGUCUUGUUUUUCAUCUUCGGCGGCUCUCUCCAAUUUGGAAACGGUGGACAGCCGAUGUAUGAUGGAAGUGCAUUCGCUGCUUAUGAGGAUGUGAUUGUUGUGACGACGAAUUACAGAACCAAUGUAUUCGGUUUCCCAAGCUCUCCGGAACUGCCUCCAACAGGACACAACCUCGGAUUCCUCGACCAGCGCUUCGCUCUUGACUGGGUGCAGCGGAACAUUCAUGCCUUCGGCGGUGACAAGUCCAAAGUCACUAUCUUUGGCGAGAGUGCAGGCGCGUUCUCCAUCGACUCGAUGCUUACAAGCUAUCCUAAGGAUAGCAAGCCGCCGUUCCGUGCUGCUAUCCUGCAAAGCGGACAGUACAGUUAUCGUGCAGCUCCUUUCACUUCCAGUGUCCCUGCGUGGUACAACCUUACGGCACAGCUUGGCUGCCCAGGUACUUAUCGCAACAACUUGACAUGUGUUCGAGCAGCCCCUGCGACGAAGGUACAGAACAUCAUCAACAUGAACUCACUCAUCUUCAAUCCAGUGCCCGACAAUGUCACACUUGUAACAAAUCCAGCUGCGCAACGUCUGAGUGGAAAUAUCGCGCACAUACCUGUCUUGGGUGGAACCAACUCUCAGGAAGGACGAGUCUUCACUCUCGGACAGACAAACAUAACUGCAUUUUUGCAAGCUAAUUAUGCCGGCGCCCCUGCAUUCAUUCCCAUCAUCGAAGCUGCAUACCCCAUCGGCAGCAACGGCCUCGUCACCGGUAACGAUGUGAUUUCGCAAAUCGUCACAGACAUCACCUUCCAGUGUGCGCAAGCUCUAUGGGCCAACGCUACUGCCUCCAUUGGAAUCCCCGCCUGGCGCUACUACUUCAACGCAUCCUUCUCCAACACGCAGGCGUUCCCGACGCUGGGCGCAUUCCAUUCUUCAGAACUACCGCUCGUCUUCCGCACAUAUGAUCAGGCCAACGUAACAACUCAAGAACAAGCGCUCGGUCAAUUCAUGUCCGGUGCCUGGGCGAGGUUUGCAAAGAACCCGUUGGCAGGGCCGGGAUGGAAUCCGAUAGGUUCUGGCGGUGAGGGUAUGGUCUUGUCUGGUGCCUCUGAGCAGGUGCGUGGCGGUCUUUUGACGGAUCAGACCGCGGGUGUUGUGCCGGGCGACUGGAAUGUGGGUGUCCUUGGUGAUGUGGGGAGGGUUAAGGGGAGCGGUGUUACUGUGCUGCCUCAGUCUGAUCUGGACUUCAAAUGUAGUCUGUAUAGGCCAGUGUAUGAGGCUAUUGUGGGUUCGGCGGGGAUGCCACCGGUGUAAGACCACUUCCUGAUCUCGUCAGUUGCUUCGAGCGACUAGGAGAUUCUUCCACCAUUGAUAGAAUCGAGAACAACACGUAUAUAGACCAGUUGGUAACCUGUAAUAGUAAUUUGUUAUUCCGAAACUAGUAACUCCCCGCAUAACGAUGCUGAAUACAGCCACACUCAAACUGCCGAAGGCGGGGCAACAAACACCCGUUCAAGACG
Messenger RNA from Dothidotthia symphoricarpi CBS 119687, 1919 nucleotides. Its product is annotated as alpha/beta-hydrolase. The coding region runs from base 1 to 1713 and encodes 570 amino acids. The record is from RefSeq and is a predicted model, not a curated record. Lineage: Eukaryota; Fungi; Ascomycota; Dothideomycetes; Pleosporales; Dothidotthiaceae. The transcript is spliced from 6 exons. Gene Ontology annotation, molecular function: carboxylic ester hydrolase activity.